This is a messenger RNA of Rotaria sp. Silwood1, 585 nucleotides long. Lineage: Eukaryota; Metazoa; Rotifera; Eurotatoria; Philodinida; Philodinidae. The record is from the annotation of a GenBank genome assembly.
AUGUUUAGUUCAACAAUGACCUUUUUUUAUAUUUCAUUAGACAAAGUCAAAUCAAUUGGGUUAAAUGAAGAAGCUAAUGUUGACACACAAAUUGUAUCAAAUACUUGUCUUGCUCAUUUUGAAGGUUUCAAUAACGAGAUGAUUUAUUCGUUUUAUGCUCAAACUGGAUCUGAUAGAUCAGUAAGUUUUUUUUUAACGGCUACUCAUCCUUUAUUUGAAUGUCAUGUCGAUGUAUUAUCUAAUAGAGAACAUCCGUCAUCACCACUUUGCCUUAUUAUAUCACCGACAUGCCAACAUGUUUUACAAACAGAAGAUGAAGCAAGAAAAAUCACACAUCGAACUGCUGUGGUAUCAUAUACAGAAUUGGAACUUGAUAUACGAAAAUUAGAAAGUCUUGGUUUAUCAUCACAAGAAGAACGUGUUCCAUGGAUAUUUUUCACAACAUUUUCUAACCAAUUACAGCAAUUAGCAAAACAUGUGCUUCGUGAAGAUUAUAUUUGUUUCUAUGAGAGUGCAAAUGUCGAUGUAGCACAUACAAUAGAAGAAGUACCAUUUACAAAGAAACAAGAUCUGAACGUUGUUUGA